Messenger RNA from Passer montanus (Eurasian tree sparrow), 2591 nucleotides. It is a transcript of the gene CCDC124, whose product is annotated as coiled-coil domain containing 124. Bases 323 to 988 code for a protein of 221 amino acids. Gene Ontology annotation, cellular component: nucleus. The transcript has 4 exons. Gene Ontology annotation, biological process: transcription by RNA polymerase II. Gene Ontology annotation, molecular function: transcription coactivator activity. NCBI's taxonomy places the organism in Eukaryota, Metazoa, Chordata, Aves, Passeriformes, Passeridae. The record is from RefSeq and is a predicted model, not a curated record.
UGCAGAAUUCCUGAGGGAAACUGGGAAGGGGCUGGAGAAUUUCUGGGAAGAAGGUGGAGAAUUUUUGGGAAAUGGCUGGAGAAUUUCUGGGAAAUGGCUGGAGAAUUUUUGGGAAGGGACUGGAGAAUCCUGAGGGAAACUGGGGAGGGAAACCUUGGGAACUUUUAUUCCCCAUCCCUGCAAACCUCCGAGCGUGCAAACUCCCAGCCUGGCCUCAAACCUCAAUCCCAACUUACCCCGUGAAAAAAAAAACAACCCAAAAAACCGACCCCAGAUCCGUGCGGAACCCCGAUUUCUCCCGGUUUCCCAGAGGGUUUGAGGAAUGCCCAAGAAAUUCCAGGGGGAGAACAGCAAGUCGGCGGCGGCGCGCGCCCGCAGGGCCGAGGCCAAGGCGGCGGCGGAGGCGCGGCGGCAGCAGGAGCUGGAGGAUGAGCUCUGGAAGGACGAGGACAAACACGUCCUGAGGAAGGAGCAGAGGAAGGAGGAGCGGGAGAAGCGGCGCCUGGAGCAGCUGGAGCGCCGCAAGGAGCUGCAGCGGCUGCUGGAGGAGGAGGACUCCAAGCUCAAAGGGAAAACUCCCAAGCAGGGAAAUCCUGGGAAAAUCACCCGCGCCCAGAUCGAGGAGAACGUCCGCAAGGAGCAGCAGCAGAAGGAAAACACGGAUGCAGUGGAGAAGGAGAAAUCGCACCUGGAGCUGCCGCUGGAGGAGAACCUGAACCGGCGGCUGCCUGAGGAGGGCGCUGUGGAGGCGCGCAGCAUCGAGGACGCCAUCGCCGCCCUCAGCGUGUCCCAGCCCCUGGAGCGCCACCCCGAGCGCCGUCUCCGCGCCGCCUUCGCCGCCUUCGAGGAGCUGCAGCUGCCGCGGCUGCGGCGGGACAACCCCAACAUGCGGCUGAGCCAGCUGCGCCAGCUGCUCAAGAAGGAGUGGAUGAGGUCCCCCGAGAACCCCCUGAACCAGCGGCACAAACCCUACAACAGCCACCCCUAGGCAGCUGCCCGGACUGGGAUCCCCGCCAGGACCGGCCCCCGUGGGCCUUUUGGGGUUUUUUGUGUCUCUCUCUCUCUCCCCGCCGUGGGUUUGGGGCGAGCUGGAGGUCGGACUGAUGGCGCCUUCUCCUUCCUGGAAUUCCCUGCGGGAAGCAGCUCCCGGCUGCCCUCGGCGUCCCCUCCGUGGGAUUCUGGAGUUGUCACGUGGAAAGUGCUCCUGGGGUGUGAGCCCGAAGAGAUGCCAGAGCCUGGGUCUCGCCUGAGAUCCUGCUCCUGGUUCUUUGGGAUUGGGAUGUCCCUGAGAUCCCUGCUCCUGGGUCUUUGGGAUAUAUCCCUGAAAUCCUGCUCCUGUUUGCUUUGGGGUUGGGAUUGGGAUAGCCCUGAGAUCCCUGCUCCUGUUUCUUUGGGAUAUCCCUGAGAUCCCUGCUCCUGUUUCUUUGGGAUAGCCCUGAGAUCCCUGCUCCUCUUUGCUUUGGGAUGUCCCUGAAAUUCCUGCUCCUGUUUCCUCUGGAACUGGGAUGUCCCUGAAAUCCUGCUCCUGUUUGUUUUGGGAUUGGGAUAUCCCUGAGAUCCCUGCUCCUCUUUGCUUUGGGAUGUCCCUGAAAUUCCUGCUCCUGUUUGCUUUGGGAUUGGGAUAUCCCUGAGAUCCUGCUCCUGUUUCUUUGGGAUAGCCUUGAAAUCCUGCUCCUGUUUCCUUGGGAUUGGGAUAUCUCUGAGAUCCCUGCUCCUAUUUCCUUUGGGAAGUCCCUGAAAUCCCUGUUCCUGUUUCUUUGGGAUUGGGAUAUCCCUGAAAUACCUGCUCCUGGGAUGUCCCUGAAAUCCUGGUUCUGUUUCCUUUGGGAUAUCCCUGAAAGUCCUGCCUGCUCCUCUUUGCUUUGGGAUGUCCCUGAAAUUCCUGCUCCUGUUUCCUCUGGAACUGGGAUGUCCCUGAAAUCCUGCUCCUGUUUGUUUUGGGAUUGGGAUAUCCCUGAGAUCCCUGCUCCUGUUUCCUUUGGGAUUGGGAUAUCCCUGAAAUUCCUGCUUCUGUUUCUUUGGGAUUGGGAUAUCCCUGAAAUCCCUUCUCCCAUUUCCUUUGGGACUGGUGCCAUUUCCUUUGGGAUUGGGAUGUCCCUGAAAUCCCUGCUCCCAUUUCCUUUGGGAUUGGCUCAUCCCUGAGGUCCCUGGUGCCAUUUCCUUUGGGGUUUGGGCUAUCCUUGGUCCUGUUUCCUUUGGGAUUGGGGCAGAAGUGUUGGGAAGAGGGAAAAUCCCUCGGGGGAGUGGGAAAAGCCUUUCCCAGGGGGGACAGGCACUCCAGGUGACAUUCCCACUGUCCCCUGGAAUGCUGGAGCCCCAAAUCCACUCGGAGGAGGGAUUCCCAUCCUUUGGGAAUGAAAUUCCUUCCCAGGAAUCGGCCUGGAGGUGCCACCCAACUUCCCAAAAUCCCAUGGGAUUCAUCCAGCCUCAUCCUUUUCCCUCUUUUUGGGGCUGCCCCCCCUGGGCUGGGCCCUGUUCCCACAUCCCAGAAUUCCCAAAUCCAGCCAGGGAGGAGUGACCCCCCCCCCAUCAUCCCUUUGUGUGAGUUUGGUGUGUUUGAAUCCAAUUAAAAAUUUAAAGAAAAAAAAAAA